This is a messenger RNA of Racocetra fulgida, 648 nucleotides long. The record is from the annotation of a GenBank genome assembly. Lineage: Eukaryota; Fungi; Glomeromycota; Glomeromycetes; Diversisporales; Gigasporaceae.
AUGGGAAACAUAACAUCUAUUACCAAAAAACUAAAUAAACAUAAUACUCAAGCAGGUGCUGAUACCGAUCCAUCCAACUUGUUUGGUAAUGGCUGUAGCAUAAGAACUAAUUCAAAUGUGAGAAUUAUAGGUGGUCGCCCUUUUUUAGAUGAGAACACUUCUAUUUAUGUUUGUCCCACUGAUUGGCAAGAAGCUGAUAGAGCUCAAAUGGGUCAUUACACAUUGAAACACUUACUUGGAGGUAGUUAUACUGCUUCGCUUUCAGAUAUUCUUAAACCUGGAAGUAAAGUUUUAGUAACUCAAAAAUUUCCUGAUGCUGAGGUACAUGGCGUAGAUAUUGUUUCAUCUUUUCCAACUGAAAUAAAACCUCAAAAUUGUUACUUCAAACUAUGUAACGUACUCGAAGGUUUGCCAUUCGACAGCAACGAGUUCGAUUAUGUUUUUAUGAGACAUAUGCUUGCUGCAUUAAAGAAGGACCAAUGGGAUCCACUAUUUCGUGAGAUAAUGAGAGUAUUAAAACCUGGUGGUGUUGUUGAAUCUGUAGAGGAAAUGGAUUUCCAAUUUACUUCAAAACUUGAACAAACAAUUAAAAAUGUGGGAUUUCAAAACGUAAAUGGUAUUCGUAAAAUCGUGCCUCUUGGAAAGUAA